AUGGCAAGUCAAUCUGUUUAUAAACAAUCAUAUGACUGUCCUGGCAAUCUUAAAUGGAGUACAACAGGAACGACAAUUAUUGGCAAUGGUUAUGGUUCAGCUUCAGAUCAAUUAACAUUUCCUUCAGGUUUAUUGAUCGAACCAAAAACACAAAUAUUAUAUGUUGCUGAUAUUUUUAAUAACCGUGUUCAAAAACGUUAUCCAAAUGGUGAGGUGCAAACUGCGGCAGGUCGAGCCAAUUGCACCCCUGGAACAACUCCAGAUGCACUAUCGAAUCCAGUAGAUGUCUUUGCAGAUGAAAAUGAAAAUGUUUUCGUUACUGAUUGGAACAAUCACCGAGUUCAAUUUUGGCCAAAAGAUGCCAAAAGUGGAAAAACAGUCGCUGGAAAUGGGACUCAAGGUUCAGCAUUAAAUGAAUUGAGUUAUCCAAGUAGAAUUUUACUUGAUUCAAAGAAAAAUGUCAUCGUUGCUGAUACCCAAAAUGAACGUAUAACAAAAUGGCCAUUUUCAUUUGAUCCAACAACAUCUGUUGGCACAAUCAUGGCCGGUGGUAAUGGUGCGGGUCUCAAUCCAUAUCAACUAAAUAAUCCAUUAGGUUUAUAUUUAGAUGAACCAAAUAAUAUCUUUUACAUAUCGAAUGAACAAUCCCAUUCAAUAACACAAUGGAUUAUUGGAGAUUAUGAAAAUCGUAAUAUAUAUGCUGGUAUACCUGGACGACCUGGUAAUAGUUCCGCACAACUAUUUUAUCCACAAGGUGUAACUCUUGACCAAUAUGGUAAUUUAUAUGUUGCUGAUACCUCUAAUCAUCGAAUCCAAAUGUUUUGUCCAAAUUCUGUAUUUGGUAUAACAAUUGCAGGCAUUGGUCAUCGUGGCAAUAACAGCAAUGAAUUAAAUUACCCAUAUGAUAUUGCAUUUGAUUCAGACCUUAAUUUAUAUGUUUCGGAUACAUUUAAUUACCGUUUAAGCAAACUUAAAUGGAGUACAAUAGGAACGACAAUUAUUGGCAACGGUUAUGGUUCAGCUUUAUUAUCGAUGAUUUAA
Molecule: messenger RNA, 1041 nt
Organism: Rotaria sp. Silwood1
Lineage: Eukaryota; Metazoa; Rotifera; Eurotatoria; Philodinida; Philodinidae
Source: the annotation of a GenBank genome assembly